CAACGGUCACACUGCGAACCAGAAAGCUCGCGGAAAAAUUCGGAAGAGAAGCGGAAAAGUUCGAUACGCGCGAUUACAAAAGGCGGAAGAAAAUUACGUCCCCGACCUUGCCGACUCUGCUAUUGCAUAACUGAAAGGAACUCUACUGCCUUGAAAUGACCAACAAAGUACUGCGGAAGGUGACGCACUGCAUCUUUGACAUGGAUGGCCUCCUGCUGGACACCGAGCGCCUGUAUACGGUGGCCACUGAAAUGAUCCUCGAGCCAUACGGCAAGCCAUAUCCGUUCGAGGUCAAGGAGAAAGCCAUGGGACUCCAGACGGAGCCACUAGCCAGGUUCAUGGUUGAGUACUAUAAUCUGCCAAUCUCGUGGGAAGAAUACGCCCGACAGCAGCGCGCCAACGCCGAGACAUUAAUGAAGGACGCUCCCUUGAUGCCAGGUGCUGAGCGCCUGCUGCGCCAUCUGCACGCGAACAAGGUUCCGUUUUGCUUGGCAACUAGUUCCGGCGCUGACAUGGUCGAGCUGAAGACCAACAAACACCGCGAGCUGUUCAACCUUUUUAACCACAAGGUGUGUGGCUCCACCGACAAAGAGGUGGCCCAAGGCAAGCCAGCGCCCGACAUUUUUCUGGUUGCCGCAUCGAGAUUCGGCAAGCCUGCAGCUGCCUCCGACUGCCUGGUUUUCGAGGACUCUCCGAACGGCGUGACGGCGGCCAAUAGCGCUGGAAUGCAGGUGGUCAUGGUACCGGAUCCGCGUUUGUCCGAGGAGAAGACCUCCCACGCCACUCAGGUGCUGCGCUCCUUGGCGGACUUCAAGCCAGAGCAAUUCGGACUGCCCCCGUUCACGGAUUGAGCUUAAUGAAUGUACUUUUUGUAGCCGGUCGACGCUAUAGCUGGAAAUCGAUGUACCUACCAAGCAAAUGAUUUUAAGUGUAAUGUGUUACUUAUUAUACACGUAUUUGUGCAUAUA
Molecule: messenger RNA, 968 nt
Organism: Drosophila ficusphila
Lineage: Eukaryota; Metazoa; Arthropoda; Insecta; Diptera; Drosophilidae
Product: probable pseudouridine-5'-phosphatase
Exons: 4
Coding region: 156-851 (231 amino acids)
Molecular function (GO): phosphatase activity
Source: RefSeq, a predicted model, not a curated record